This is a messenger RNA of Penaeus monodon (black tiger shrimp), 3490 nucleotides long. Its product is annotated as regulator of telomere elongation helicase 1 homolog. The record is from RefSeq and is a predicted model, not a curated record. Gene Ontology annotation, cellular component: nucleus. Gene Ontology annotation, biological process: DNA recombination; regulation of double-strand break repair via homologous recombination; telomeric loop disassembly. The transcript has 20 exons. Gene Ontology annotation, molecular function: DNA polymerase binding; hydrolase activity, acting on acid anhydrides, in phosphorus-containing anhydrides; DNA binding. The coding region runs from base 219 to 3365 and encodes 1048 amino acids. Lineage: Eukaryota; Metazoa; Arthropoda; Malacostraca; Decapoda; Penaeidae.
ACGCUCGUUGUCCCGGUCACCAGGAGGCGAUCGGCGCGAACAACAAGAAGACAGUCGAGUUUUCGCUCAUUUCCUUCUCUCUUUUCUUCACUAAAUGAACGAGUUUCUUGCUUCCGAAGACGCUUUACGAACAGAGCUGUGUGCGCCAUUUGGUCAGGAAGAUUAACCAUUCGGCUGGAGGUCUCAUGCCCUAGGGGUAAAAACUCAAGAGUGCCGCCAUGCCUGAGGUUGUGCUUGAAGGAGUACCUGUGCGGUUCCCCUUCGAGCCGUAUGAAGUCCAGAAGGCAUACAUGAGCAAGGUGAUCCAGUGCUUGCAACAGGGAGUGAAUGGCAUCCUGGAGUCCCCAACGGGCACAGGCAAGACUCUGUGUCUGCUCUGCUCGACCCUGGCCUGGCUGGAGGUCAAGAAAGCAGAGCACAAAGCACGUUUGCACAAUGUGGCUGGGGGAGAUGCUGACUUUAUGUCGUCUCUGAGCUCGCAGCUGAAGGCAGGCUCUGGGUCAGCUUGGGGAGAAAAGAAUGCUCCACCAAAGAUCAUAUACUCUUCGAGGACUCACUCCCAGCUCAGCCAGGCAGUAAAUGAACUGAAGAGAACUACCUAUAGCUAUCUCAAGGUGGCAGUACUAGGAUCGCGCGACCAAAUGUGCAUCCAUCCUGAGGUGUCGAAGGAGACUAACAACAACAACAAGGUGCACAUGUGUCAGCUGAGGGUUAAGGCCAAGACGUGCUACUUCAAUAACCAGGUCGAAGCUAAAAAGGAUGACCCAGAAGUGCGUCAGAAGGCGCUUGACAUUGAAGACCUUGUCAAAGUUGGCCGCAAGAAGACAUUCUGCCCAUAUUACAUGGCGAGGGAACUCAAACAAGAUGCCGACAUAAUUUUCCUGCCCUACAACUAUCUCCUGGAUCCCAAAAGCCGGAAAGCGCAUGGAGUGGAGCUACAGGGUAAUAUUGUGAUCUUUGAUGAAGCUCACAAUGUGGAGAAAAUGUGUGAGGAAGCUGCGUCUCUACAGAUUCGCUCAACAGACAUAGCUCUGUGCAUUGAUGAAGUAACACAGGUCAUGAAAAAGAUGCAGGAGAUGAGCGAGGGCUCCACCAUUGCGGCCAACGACGUGUCCGAGGUGAUGCCGGAAGAUUUCAACCCCGAUGAUCUCUACACCUUGAAGGCCCUCUUCUUGGAGCUGGAGAAGGCUAUUGACAGCAUACCAAUCAAAAUGGGAGACACAGGCACCACCUACCCGGGUAGCUUCAUGUUCGAGCUGCUUGAGAAGGCUGAAAUCACGCACCACAAGAAAAAUGUCAUUCUGGAGGUUUUGGAAAAGCUGGUGCAGUAUCUAACGACAAACAGUGCCUCCCCAUUCCAGCGAAAGGGAGCAGGCCUGCAGAAAUUCUCUGAGUUGAUCAAGGUUGUGUUUAGCAAAGAUAACUUCUCUCUCCAGCACAUGGAAUAUGUGAAACAGUGCUACAAGGUCCACGUGAGCAUCGAGGAGAACAAGAAGAAGGCUGGCGGUCGUCAAGAUGGCUGGGGAGCCGUCAAGACCGCCAAUGUCAGCACUAAAGUUGGUCGAGUCAUUUCGUAUUGGUGCUUCAAUCCUGGCUUUGGUAUGAAGGACCUGUCUGAGCAAGGCAUCAAGUGCAUCCUCCUCACCAGUGGAACUCUGUGCCCGCUAGAGUCUUUCACCUCGGAACUGCAGGUAUGUUAUUUUGCAGAAUUUAGGAAAUUGCAUCCUGACUCAAGUGUGAAAUGUGUAUAUCUUUCCAAUGUUAAAAACACGUACGUUCAUUGUUGUCCCAGGAGUGACCCUCGCUACAUCAGCUCGUUGGGGCAGACCAUCCUCAACUUUUCCCGCAUCGUGCCCGAUGGCUUGCUGAUCUUCUUCCCCUCCUACCCCAUCAUGCGAAGCUGUCGGGAUGAGUGGCAGAAUUCGGGCAUCUGGAGCAGGAUUUCGGCCACAAAGCCCAUCUUUGUGGAACCCCAGACAAAGGAUGAGUUCCACAGCGCCAUGACAGAGUACUACCAGAAGAUCAACGACCCGGCGCUGAAGGGGGCGUGCUUCAUGGCAGUUUGCAGGGGCAAGGUCUCGGAGGGCUUGGACUUCGCCAACCGCAACGGCCGGGCGGUCAUCAUCACAGGCCUCCCGUACCCCCCGUUCAAGGACCCCCGCGUUGUGCUCAAGCAGAAAUACCUCGAGGAAACCAGGAUCAAGAAUAAGGCAGGUUUGACAGGGCAGGAAUGGUACAAGCUGGAGGCGUCACGGGCCGUAAACCAGGCCAUUGGGCGCGUGAUCAGGCACAAGGAUGACUACGGUGCCAUCAUCCUGUGCGACAACCGCUUCGCCGCUGCCAACUUCCGCACGCAGCUGUCGGCGUGGGUGCGCCCCUUCAUGAACUCUUACAGUACCUUUGGGCCUGCGCUCAGGGACAUCAUACAGUUCUUCAAGAAUGCCCAAGUCUUGCUGCCCCAGCCUGAGGAGAAGACCGGGAAGCCAUCAAUCAGUGCGAAGUACGACGAGCCCCCAGCAGCAGUGGGUGCAGCGCCCCCGGUUCCUGCCCACGCCCUGCAGGCAGCCCCCACGCGUCUCGUUGUCUCGGAUGCCACCCGCCAGAAGAUGGGACAGGCGCUGGCACAGAAGGAGGACUUUAACAACAUGUGGUCGAACAUGAAUUAUAAGAAGACGGAUGGGGGGAGUGAGAAGAGGGAAGGGGAGGGGGGCGACGGCUCCCUGUUCUCAGCCCUGGAGAAGAAGACGUCGGUGGUGGACUUCAACUCCCUGCAGAGCACAUCGCAAGUGAGCUGCAAGUACGAUACCCUGCAGGUGGGCAACAAGAAGAGGAAGAUCAAGAUUGUGUCAAAGGGUGAGAAGGAGUUGGCAGACUUCCUGAAGGGCUCUGGACCCAGCCAAGCAGCAAGCCAGGCAUCUCAAGGGGUGGCUGCAGAGGGUACGAGUUGCUCCCCUGAGAUGUUCUCCUCCCCAGGCAACUCGCAAGAGCUCAUCAGUGGUGCACAGAAGAGCGUGGCAAAGGCAUCUUCGUCGGGUGUUUCGGGGUCUGGGAAGGUCUCCACGUCGGCAGCAGUGGCAGCCAUUGCUUCAGGAAAGGAGAACGGCGAGACCAAGAAACUGGGAUCCAUUGCCGACUACAUUAAAGAUGUGAAAUCCCAGCUGAACAAGGAGCAGUACGGCCUCUUUUCAUUGGCUGUCAAGAACUACCAGAAGAGCAAGGACUAUGAUACCGUGGUGGGCACUCUCGCCUCGCUCUUUUCCCGGGAAGUCGAGCAUCACAGACUCUUCAGAAAAUUCGAGCAGUUCCUGAGCAAGGACCAUAGGCUUGCAUUCCGAGAGUCGUGCGAGGAGAUGCUGAAGAGAUAGUCCAUGCGAGUCGUCUAGUCAUUUUCAUCCCCCUUUUUUUCGUCACUUUACGUAGCUGUGGUGUUUGCUUUCGUCCUGGCGAGUGAGGCAAUUGUAGACACACAGAAAAAUCAGUUGAAAAUAAU